Molecule: messenger RNA, 1779 nt
Organism: Aspergillus uvarum CBS 121591
Lineage: Eukaryota; Fungi; Ascomycota; Eurotiomycetes; Eurotiales; Aspergillaceae
Product: FAD binding domain protein
Exons: 6
Coding region: 1-1779 (592 amino acids)
Molecular function (GO): FAD binding
Source: RefSeq, a predicted model, not a curated record
AUGGGAAACGAAUCGUACACCGAUCUGCUGAUUAUCGGCGCCGGCCCGGCCGGGCUAAUGGCAGCCUGCUGGGCGGCGCAGUUCCAGAUGCAGACGCGGAUCAUCGACCAGAAGCCCGGGCGGACACCCACGGGUCACGCGGACGGGCUGCAGAGUCGCACGCUGGAGAUCCUGGACAGCUUUGGGAUCGUUGAUCCCGUCCUGCGGAAGUCGGUGCGACAUACGGAGAUGGCGUACUGGGCGAUGAAUGGGAGCACCGGGCACAUCGAGCGGCGCAAACGAACCCCGUCGUUGCCCGGGAGCUCCGUGUAUGAUCAAAGGCUGCUAAACCAGGGCGCUACGGAGCAGGUCUUCCUCGACUAUCUCCACGAGAUGAGGAUGCACGUUGAAUACAGGACUCGAGCACGGGAGCUGGCACUAUCGGAGUCCAAGUCCGAGACGGAUCACAAAGUGGCCGUUGGGGUCGUGUCGGACACGACCGAUGGCUCGGAGACGAUUCACUGUCGCUAUCUGAUUGCAUGUGACGGUGCACGUGGCUGGACCCGGAACCAGUUGCAUGUCCCAGUCGAUAAGAAUCUGGGGGAGUCGACCUGGGCGGUAUUUGACAUUGCCCCUAUUACGGAUUUCCCGGACAUUCGUCAGUCGUGUGCGAUUAGCUCCGGCGACCGUGGGAGUAUGAUGACCGCACCCAGAGAGAACCGGCUGGUUCGGUUCUACAUCCAUCCCAAGGGCGACAAAGAGCUCUACAAUGGCCACGAUACAAAGCAUGAGCCAUCGCUUGAUGAGCUGGUUAGGACGGCGGAGAGCAUGAUGAAACCGUACAAGUUGGAGUACAAACAUUGCGAUUGGUACUCUUUAUACUCAAUAAAACAGCAGCUUGUCAAGCAACUCCGGCCCCACGACAGAAUAUUUCUGGCUGGCGAUGCUGCCCACACUCACUCCCCAAAGGCAGGUCAAGGGAUGAAUGUGUCGAUGCAGGAUACAUACAACCUGGUUUGGAAGUUAGGUGCGGUCAUCACCGGAGCUGCAAGCCCAAGGAUACUGGAAACCUACGAGUCUGAAAGACGACCGGUGGCAGAGGAAUUGUUGGAGCUGGAUGCGCAGCUGGUCGGGGCGUAUGAGAAAAACACCGGCGCGGCCAAGGGGAUUGAAUCGGUUCGGGACCAGUACUCCGAGUUCAUAUCGGGUCUAGGGGUGACCUACGGUCCUGAUCUCCUCAUUGCAGACCAGACUACACAGGGUUUGGCAAAGAACAUCAAAGUAGGAAGACGGUUGGAUCCGUUCUAUGUGGUCAACCAUGCCGAAGCUGCAUCGAUCAACCUGAUGACCAGACUUUCAAGCGAUGGGUCGUGGAGACUGCUGGUCUUUGCCGGGGAUAUUCGUCAAGCAGACACUCGUGUGCGUCUGGAUUCAUUUGCCAAGACGUUCAGCCAGCAGCCGCUGCUUGCACGCAUGUGUGAGAAGCGGUACGGGACCCAUGCUGGGUGGCUCCUGGAGACGAUCCUCGUGCAUGCAAGCCCACGCACAUCAGUCGAGUUCCUUGAACUCCCUGAAAUCUUCCACCCGUUUGACGACACGUGGGGAUGGGAUUACACGAGGGUAUUCACGGACGAGGGCUCGUACGAUCCAGGGUGUCGUGGUGCUUACGACGGCUAUAGGAUUGACAGGAAUGCUGGGUGCGUUGUGCUUUGUCGACCGGACCAGCAUGUUGGUUGGAUUGGGGCUUUGGAGGAUGUGAGUGGUCUGGAGGAUUACUUUUCUGCGUUUUUAGACAGGUAA